Erythranthe guttata (spotted monkey flower) is the source of this 2198-nucleotide messenger RNA. RefSeq names its product peptide transporter 2 (gene PTR2). Gene Ontology annotation, cellular component: membrane. The record is from RefSeq and is a predicted model, not a curated record. Gene Ontology annotation, biological process: oligopeptide transport; transmembrane transport. Gene Ontology annotation, molecular function: transmembrane transporter activity. Lineage: Eukaryota; Viridiplantae; Streptophyta; Magnoliopsida; Lamiales; Phrymaceae.
AAUCUGAUUACAUUUUCUCUCCAUACAAUAAUAUUACACUCAUCAUCAAUUACCAGCAUCCAUGGGUUUCCGUUAGCGUGAAGAUUCCGUCUACCAUAGUUUCCGUUAUCUACAGCACAUACAAGUAUACUGAAAUCUCAAAACACACACACACACACAGAAACCAUGGGUACCCACGAGGAAGAGAGACUGCUUUUGGAGGACGGUCUUAUUGUGGAGAGUGAAAGUAAUGGACUUUAUACUGGUGACGGUUCUGUCGACAUUAAGGGGAACCCCGUUUUGAAGAGCAACACUGGAAAUUGGAGGGCAUGCCCUUUUAUUCUCGGAACCGAAUGUUGUGAGCGACUAGCCUACUAUGGGAUUGCGACUAAUCUUGUUAGUUAUCUAACCAAAAAGUUAAACCAAGGGAAUGUCUCAGCUGCUCGAAAUGUGACCACGUGGCAAGGCACCUGUUACCUAACUCCCCUUAUUGGAGCAGUCCUGGCAGAUGCUUAUUGGGGAAGAUAUUGGACAAUUGCCGCCUUUUCCACCCUUUACUUCAUUGGAAUGGGCACGCUGACACUGUCUGCAACUAUACCUAUUUUCAAACCCCCUGAAUGCAUCGACUCCGUAUGCCCUUCUGCCACACCUGCUCAAUACGCAGUAUUCUUCUUCGGCCUCUAUCUUAUAGCCCUUGGCACAGGAGGAAUCAAACCAUGUGUCUCAUCUUUCGGCGCUGAUCAAUUUGACGACACAGAUUCUGCAGAGAGAGUGAAAAAGGGUUCUUUUUUCAAUUGGUUUUAUUUUUCCAUCAAUAUUGGCGCCUUGGUAUCGAGCAGUUUAAUCGUGUGGAUUCAAGAUAAUGCAGGGUGGGGGCUCGGUUUUGGCAUCCCUGCUUUGUUUAUGGGAAUUGCUAUUGCCAGUUUCUUUUCGGGCACUCCUUUGUAUAGGUUUCAGAAACCGGGAGGAAGCCCUCUUACCAGAAUGUGUCAGGUCCUCGUUGCAUCGUGCCGUAAAUGGAAUUUGGCGAUCCCUAAUGAUAGUACCCUCUUAUACGAAACACAGGAUAAAAGCUCUGCAAUUGAAGGGAGUCGGAAAUUGCUGCACACCGAUGAAUUACAGUGCCUCGAUAGAGCCGCCAUAAUCUCGGACCACGAAACCAAAACAGGAGACUAUUCCAACCCAUGGAAGCUCUGCACAGUCACACAAAUCGAGGAGCUCAAAAUCCUAAUCCGCAUGUUCCCCAUAUGGGCAACAGGAAUCGUCUUCUCUGCAGUGUAUGCCCAAAUGUCAACAAUGUUUGUCGAGCAAGGCAUGGUCAUGGACACCUCAGCGGGCCCCAUCACAAUCCCCGCCGCCAGCCUGUCGAGCUUCGACGUCAUCAGCGUGAUCUUCUGGGUGCCGGUCUACGAUAAAAUCCUAGUCCCCUUCGCCCGAAAGCUCACGGGGAAAGAGCGAGGAUUCUCCGAACUCCAGCGCAUGGGAAUCGGGCUCUUCAUCUCGGUCCUCUGCAUGUCGGCUGCGGCUAUUGUGGAGAUCCAACGGCUGAGGAUCGCCCGGGAGUUAGACUUGGUCAACGAGGGUGUGGCGGUGCCGAUGAGUAUAUUCUGGCAGGUGCCGCAGUACUUUUUACUCGGGGCUGCUGAGGUGUUCACUUUUAUUGGGCAGUUGGAGUUUUUUUACGACCAAUCACCGGACGCCAUGCGGAGUUUGUGCAGCGCUUUGUCGUUACUGACGACCUCGUUGGGGAACUAUUUAAGUUCGUUUAUUCUGACGGUGGUGACGUGGCAAACGACCCGUGGAGGAAAAACAGGUUGGAUACCAGAUAACUUGAACGAGGGGCGGCUGGAUAACUUCUUUUGGCUGCUAGCCGGGCUGAGCUUUGCGAAUAUGGUUGUGUAUGUUUUCUGCGCCAAGAUGUAUAAGUCGAAGAAAGCGUCGUGAUCUCUGCUGAUUCUAUAUUUUUUUUCUUCAUGUUUGAGCACUUUUUAUGUGAAUGAUAGGACCUCUCUAUUACUACGUGGAUCUGUACAAGAAGUUUGUUUAUAGCUUUGUUUCAAUGCGGCUGAUCAGCUUGCUGCCUAUGGUUCAUCUUCUGUUUCGCCUCCAUUUCCACGCCGAAUCUGUCUGUGACUACAUAUAGAUACAAUCAUACAACCAAUAAUUUAGUGAACAUAUGAUUUAAUUCGUGAUAGAAAGUUUGGAACGCCAUUUUCGAA